CCUGGGUCCAUCGUUUAACUGAUAAGAAUACGGUGGUCUUGUCAACAAAUUUUUCUUUCUUAUCAGUAUUUACCGAUGAUUUUUUAUUUAAAACGCAUAAAUCGCUGGUUAAAAGUUUUUGUGUUUUCCGUGGGUGAAAUUAAUUUUUUUAAGUAAACAAUUUUUUAAAUUGUUUGUCCGUUGUAAACAUACAUAGGGUUCUCGCAGCGAUGGAAAAAAAAACGUAAAAACAAUAGAAAAACCAUCGACACGUGGAUAAGGCGACCUAGAGGCAACAAACAGAAACUGACGGGCGAUUAUCAUAAGUCUGCUUUCUCUAGCAAAACAGUCCGCUUUCCGAAAGUACCCUCAUGGCCGAGGAGACGUUAGAGCAACGGGUGGCCAAGUUCGAGACGUUCAUCAACGACGUGCUCAAGGAGAGUCUGAAGCGCAUCCACGUGGCGGUGGACAUGUUGAACCAGGAGAUCAUGGAGCUGGAGCAGACGGGGAACUCCAUAAAGACCCUGAGUCGCCUGGCGGCGGAGCGCCCGGGCAAACCGCUGAAGACCCGCGUGAACGUCGGAUGCGAUUUUUACAUGCAGGCCAACGUCGAGCCGCACACUUACCUGGUGUGCGUUGGCUUGGGCCAUUACUUGGAGUUCACCGAAACCGAAGCGACGGCUUUCGUCCGGCACCGAUCCCAAUUGUUGAAGGCCCGGGCGGACGAAUUGCGCGACGAAGGCGCUCGCGUCCGGGCCCAGAUCACGUUGGCCUUGCACUGCAUACAAGAUUUGCAAAACAUUAAUUGAUUUGUUAAUCGACAUUAUCCGAUAACGCUGUAAAUUCCCCACAUUUUGUCCCC
This is a messenger RNA of Adelges cooleyi (spruce gall adelgid), 841 nucleotides long. RefSeq lists its product as uncharacterized. The transcript has 3 exons. Lineage: Eukaryota; Metazoa; Arthropoda; Insecta; Hemiptera; Adelgidae. Bases 351 to 788 code for a protein of 145 amino acids. The record is from RefSeq and is a predicted model, not a curated record.